UAUCAACACUGCUCGAACAUACAGAGCAUGAAGAACGAGUCUCUUCAUCUAUCAGCUUCUGGUUUACCUGCUGCUCAGUCGUUUCACGAUACAAGGGUAUUGUCGCGUAUCAUGGAAUGUUUUACCAUGUGCGCUUUUUGUUGUAUACAAGCUGUUACCGUAAACAACACAGCAGCGCCAAGAAUAAAAUGCGUGUCGAGUAUCAUGUUCCCCGCAAGACACCCACAUGCAAGCCACAGACGCUCGUUCCCAGUCAAGAAAGAAGUCGCGUCGAGAGUUCACUACCGACACCCCUCGAGAUGUGCUGAUCGACGCCCUCAAAGAGAAGGAAUACAAGAUCCGGAGAAUGCAAGGACUCUUUGUUGACGCAUUGCAGUUACUACAUGACACAGAACGCCGCACUGUCGAGGCAGAAAGCCGCAUCGCUGACACGGCUAAAGGCCUUGACAAGUUGAACCAAUACAGAUCCAAGCUGCUGGAUGACACUUGGAAGGUGAAGCAAGAGACCUCAGAGGACCGAUGGUGGGCCACACGCGGUCAGGAGGAACGAGCAGAGAAGACCAAUCUACUUUCUCAUCUUUUAGAGGGGGUCGGACAGACAGUAGACGAAGCAGCCAGUGAGCGCCAUAUCCGUGUGCAAAAUGCAGAGGCUCUGGCAACUGCGCGAAGGGUGGACCGUCUAUGGAGUCACGAGGUUCAGAACCCGAAGCGUAAUAACCCACUCCAGUCUGAAGCGCAACAGGUGGCCUUAGUGGCAGCUCCUGUUUCUCUGCCACCUAACUCAGAUGGCAAUGCCCACCAUCUUGCUUCAGAGAGCGUUCGUUCACGUGUACCAUCUACCCCAACAACACCUCCUACUUAUCCAGAAUCUCUACAAGAAUCUCUUCAUUCUACACUCCUUGACACCCGUCCUCGAACGAGCCGUCCAUACCGCAUGCGUCGAUCUCAGUCAGUUUCCAGUCCUGCAUACUCCAAUGAUAUCGCGGGCCGAGGCAGCCUGCACUCCGUCGAGAACAGCUGCAUCACUUCCCAGUCAUCGGAUAGUCACUUAGAGUCUCUUCUCUCCGAACCCGGAGCCCUUCCUAGUGAAAUUAUCGGCUCGUCUCUUCGGAAGAGACGUCCCAGUCUCACAGAACGCCUGUUCGAUAUCGGCAAGGCCACUUUCAGUCCAUCAAACGCGGUCACCGAGACUCCCGUUGAUCCUUGGUGCCCCACUGGGCAUAUCACAGCCGCUCACAAGCCUAAAUUUCACAGGAGGUCCUCUGUAGAUUCAGAGAAUUCACUGCCUCCUCCGGUACCACCCAAAAGCUAUCCCAGUACACGAAAGGAAAGGUUGCUUCUCGCAGAUGAUUUACGCUACGGGGCGGCCGCAAAGGAAAUAUCUCAUUAUAGAGAAAACCUCAUUUCAAGUAAAGAACGCGAUACGAGCGCUUACCUUGGACCUGAUAAGAUUCACCGAGAAGCUGCCGCGAUGCUCGCAUAUCCUGAUCGACUUGAUUCACGCUCGCCGCGUACAUCCUUACAUUCUACUUCAACUACAGUGGAUACACCUUCCCGCAGGAGCUCUCGCAUAGCGUCUUCGACCGCUGCUGCUAGUCUGUGCAGUGACGGCGAACCGCCUAACCCUUCUUCAUCAGCCUCGAGAGUUGGCCUAUCUCCUCAAACAGUUCCUUCAAUAACAGUGACCCCGCCAUCACGUACGACUUCAAUGGAUGAUCUUUCAUCACCGUCACUCUCUAGGAAGCAAGCUGGCGAUUCAAGUUCAAGAGCCCCGCCGCCUACGAGACUUUCACCCGACAAUCGUGCUUCAGGAUCUCCCAAACACCUCAUCAGCGGUCCUUCGAACCCACCAGCCAGUUUGCUCCUAUCCCAGAAACGUGCCGGACGCCACGCCCGCGAAGGUCAAAUUCUAGCGUAGGUCAUAGACAGAGGGACAAGAGUCUGCCCUCGCGGCCGACUCGUACACCUGUUUCCGCUCAAGCUUGCCGAGAACCUGCUUCAACUAGAAAGCCUACGUCCCAUUCUUCGGAUUUGCCGCCACCCAUCACUCCUCCUCCAAUUGGUGUCUCUUCCACCCCAGUUCAUAUUUCUCGCAAUAAAGGACCUCCCAACCAUAUCAGAAAGAUGCCUGCGCCAAAGGCAUCAUCGGUUAACAAUUCUCUUCAGUCUAUACGGGAUACAAGUAUUCCUGCUGAAGUCAAGACCCUGAGACGUGUCAAAAGACAAGUUCUCCGCAUCUAAUGCACAACGCACGACCAUCAU
Messenger RNA from Desarmillaria tabescens, 2262 nucleotides. RefSeq lists its product as uncharacterized. The transcript is spliced from 3 exons. The record is from RefSeq and is a predicted model, not a curated record. The coding region runs from base 227 to 1918 and encodes 563 amino acids. Lineage: Eukaryota; Fungi; Basidiomycota; Agaricomycetes; Agaricales; Physalacriaceae.